This is a messenger RNA of Aricia agestis (brown argus), 3493 nucleotides long. RefSeq names its product GTPase-activating Rap/Ran-GAP domain-like protein 3. Bases 267 to 3209 code for a protein of 980 amino acids. The transcript has 24 exons. Gene Ontology annotation, cellular component: cytoplasm. Gene Ontology annotation, biological process: activation of GTPase activity; regulation of small GTPase mediated signal transduction. NCBI's taxonomy places the organism in Eukaryota, Metazoa, Arthropoda, Insecta, Lepidoptera, Lycaenidae. Gene Ontology annotation, molecular function: GTPase activator activity. The record is from RefSeq and is a predicted model, not a curated record.
UCUCGUGCCGACGCCGAAGCGCGAAAAACAAAACAUCGGAAAGUUACGUGAACGUAAUACCUCACUCGCUUAAUACAGCUGUGUGGAAACGGUUUUUACGACCGUUUAUCGUGCCAUUUAUCGUAAAGUUUGCCCCAUUUUCGGAAGCGAUUGCAUCGAAUCUGACAAUAAUUCGUGCAAACUAAAAUUUUUUGAAAAUCGAACGCGGCGAUGACAUAACUUUUUUUUUAUUUGUGGCGGGCUAGUGUUGGCAAAGGUCAGUGCGAAUGGUGUGCGAUGGUGGCGCGAUGCUGUGCUUGGAGUCCCUGAUGACGAGGUGGAGGGAAAGGGGGGAGAGGGGGGAGAGGCGGGCUCGCUCCAGGAGCCUGUGCUCCUCCGCUGCUGAUGGCAGCCUCCUGCAGCUUCUCCACAGGCGAGCUAGCAGCGCCAUUUCCUCUGCGAGUGAGCUGAUCUCCAGGCGAGGCGUCUUCUCCAGAAGACAGUAUGGCUCCGUCGAACAGCUCUCUGGGCCGGGUGAGGGCGCGGCGGUGGACGCCGUGUUGCGCCGCUACAGACUCGAGAACGGCAACUCACUGGGGGAGAAGGAUGAGCUGUUCGGGCCGCCGAACGCGCCGGUGCUGGAGAACCCCGAGUUCCAGACACGAUGGUACUUUAAGUACUUCCUCGGGAAAAUGCACCAAAACUACAUCGGCGUGGACGGCGCGCGGGAACCGUACCUGCUGAGUGUGGUGCAGGAGAGCGCGGGCCUGCUGCGCGCGAUACUGUUUAAUAAGAUGGGUGCUCACAAAAUAUACCUGCCAGCGAGCGCGUGGACGAGCGGCGGGACGCAGGCACCCACCAGGCCCACGGUCAAGCAGAUACUAGCACAGUUCACUUCCAUUGAGAGGAUAGAUAAAAUGCCUAGAGAGAUUACGUGUCCAGAAUUACAAAAGGAUAUCCUGUUAUUAGAGGAACAAGAGGGAUCCGUUAAUUUUAAAAUAGGAGUUAUGAUAAUGUUACCCGGACAGAAAACUGACGACGAAAUGCUAUCAAAUGAAAAAGGCAACGAGAAAUGGGACCGAUUUAUUUCGCUUUUGGGUGACAAGAUUCGAUUAAGAAGCUGGAACCGUUUCCGGGGCGGACUCGACGUCAAAGGUGACAUGACGGGCAGCCACUCCAUCUACACGAUGCACCAGGGACACGAGAUCAUGUUCCACGUCUCCACCAUGCUGCCCUUCUCCAAGGAUAAUAAACAACAGUUGGAGCGCAAGCGGCACAUCGGUAACGACAUCGUGAACAUCGUAUUCACGGACGACUCCGUACACAACACCUUCAACCCACAGUGCGUCAAGAGUCACUUUACACAUAUAUUCGCAGUGGUGUCAGAAGUGGAGGGUGAGGGGUACAGACUGAGCGUGUACACGGACGACACGGUGCCGCCGUUCGGUCCCUCGCUGCCGUGCCCGCCGAUAUUCAACGACCCCAUACUGUUCAGGGAGUUCUUGCUGGUGAAGCUAAUGAACGGCGAGAAAGCGGCGUUCCAGACGCCGACAUUCGCGCUGAAACGGCAGCGGACGUUGGACACGCUCAUACGAGAUAUCUACGCCGAACACUGCUCCGACCAUAGAGUGCCAAUGCUAUCCCGUCGGGCGUUGUCGGACGUGUGGUCGGGUGGCGCGGGCGCGGCAGGGGCGGGCGCGGCGCGGACGGAGCGCUUCCUGCACGUCGGACAGGCGCUCAAGCUGGACGCCGUGCUGAGGGGAGACGCGCCGACCAGCUUGGUGUCUACUGGGUCAGGCGGAUCUCGUCGCGCGCCAUGGGAGGGUCGGCUGUGGCGGGCUGCGCCGCUACCUGCGACGCCGGUCUGCGCUGAACAGCUGGCCGAAGGAAGACUACUGCUAUCUACCACCUCCAACACGUAUAUUCUAGAAGAAAGCGGCACCACCAAGGUAGUCCUCCGAUGGGAGGGGUGCGUGCGCGGCGCGAGGGUAACUGAGCGAGCGGGCGUCUUCCGUGUCGGCGCACGCGCAGCCGGCGGCGCGGGCGGCGCGGGUCUAUACGCGCUCCCAUUGGCUGAGCUGUGCGCUGGCGCAUGGGCGAUGAGGCCGCUGCAGGACUGCAAACAUGCAAGACUACCAAGGACGAAGACGGCGCAUUACUUCGAUAUAUUGGAACAAGGCGAGGGUGGAACGACUUUAUUGGCGGUUGCUAUUGGACGAAGAGUGCUUCUCUUAUCAGAGGAGGCAAAACCAGACAGUGAAAUGGGAUUCGAAUACACACACGUAAAGGACAUCCAACUCAGCGAAAGUCCGCUCCUCAUUAAGCUGAUGGAGAGCGACGUCGGCAUCAUGGUCGUUGGCUACAAGAACCACUGGGAGGUGCUGGAGACGAACACCGGUCAGAGUGUGAAGCGCGCGGAGGGGUCGGAGGACGCGGGUCCGCGGCGCGGCACGCUCGUCAACGCGCUCCGCAUCGGCGACGAGAGGGACGGACAGAUCAUACUGUGCUACAACCAUACCUGCCAUUUUGAACGUCUGACGAGCAAAGGACUGGAGAGUGACAGCGAAUACGACUUCCAUUGGACGACUGUGCCCUCUGGCGUUGUAUGCGCGUUCCCGUACAUCAUGGCGUUUGCUGAGGACCUGCUGGAGAUCAGGCUGGUGGCCAACGGCUCCCUGGUGCACGCCGCCUGCAUACCCGGCCUCAAGAUACUGUGCGGACGACGAGACAUAUUCUAUGUGGCGUGCGCGCCGGAGUACGCGCCGCUGCCGCGUGAGCUCGGCCCGUGCGCGCACGACACCUACGAGCUAGUCCGCCAGAUGAGCCGCCCCUACCCCGCCGACGAUGACGAUGACAAAGACACGAGUCCGAAUGCCCGCACCUCAGAAACGGCAUCAUCAAGCCGCAGCAGCUCCAUAUCGUCGGAGCAGGACAGCGUGCGACCGCCGCUGCAGCGCAUGCCGCCAGUCUCCCCGCCCUCCUCGCCGCAAGUGCUGCCAGAGAACAGUGGACGGUGCGUGCGCAUCUACAAGAUCCCGCAGAGCAACCUCAGCGCCGGCGCCUACCAGCGGCAGUCCGUAUCCGCUGACCAGGUCGUCACCUCAUACUUCUCAGAUAGACCUAACAGCAUCAAGCAGAGAAUGGCUGAGUUGAGGCUGGACAGCAAGUCGAGAGGCGGGGGUGACAACGAAAUUGUGGACGGUUCCAGCUUCGAAGAGGCCGCCUCGUGAAUACAGUGAAAUGGACCUAAAUUAUUUAGUUAUAAAAGUUACAUUUUAUAACCUUGAAAAAAAAACUUAUAUUUUAAAGUUAAGGGCUCAGUUAAGGAGCUCUAUCGAGGAAAAAUCAGAGGACAUGCAGUGCUUAUUUUUUAUUAAAGUGACAACAAACCGAUCUCUAAAGUCUAAGAGAAGUUGGGAUACAAGUUUAUGGUAAAAUAAUAAUUAUAAUAUGUAUGAAAGCGUGAGUGAGAGCGUAUGCGCGCGACGUGCCUGUCUAUUGUGUGUAUAACGUA